Molecule: messenger RNA, 708 nt
Organism: Cooperia oncophora
Lineage: Eukaryota; Metazoa; Nematoda; Chromadorea; Rhabditida; Trichostrongylidae
Source: the annotation of a GenBank genome assembly
AUGACGAGUGCAUAUGCAGAAUGGAAUCAACGCCAAGAUCGAAUUGUUAUACCAUUCAGUACUCGAGUAAAUCUCGAUGACCUGUUUGGUAACGUGCACACCAACGUCGUGUGCGAACGUAUCACUCCCUGCAAGUUAGCCUUGUAUGUUCUAAUUCAAGUGCUCGAUGAGAUUCAUCAAGAUGUUCAAGCCUUUACGCAGAGUGAACAUUGCUCUCUUUUGGCCACUCUGUAUGGAAUGAUCGAACAUGGUGACAUGUCCUAUCUCGAGCUGAGUAGAGUCGUACGUUGGAUGGACAGAACCGUUCGAAAAGGCAUCUAUCAGGACUUUAUUGAAUACAUCCAGACCUUCCUGGACGGUGAUGAUAUAAUGGUCCAGGUAGAUGUGAUACUUCAAACUCGGCCUAACACUGCUAAUUUCCUCUACAGCAAGUCGUACCUCGGGAUGUGGCUCAAAAAGCUAUCAGCCGAAUGGAAUCAGCUGUCGACACAGCAAGUAUUUGAGUGUAAUGCUCGUUUUAUUGAGUGGGUACGGGAUGGUGACGAUCGUACAGAUGAUAUGCAGAGAAUGGAUGAUGCUGAACCCUUUGACAUCUUCAAUGUUGUCAAUCAGUCCGCUGUGAUACCAUUUGAAAUAGAAUCAUCUGGACGUGCACGAAAGUGGAUAGCUAAUCAAAUGCAUCUUCUACAGGUUCGUUAUCUUGGGUGA